Molecule: messenger RNA, 6248 nt
Organism: Nothoprocta perdicaria
Lineage: Eukaryota; Metazoa; Chordata; Aves; Tinamiformes; Tinamidae
Gene: AFF1
Product: AF4/FMR2 family member 1
Exons: 22
Coding region: 61-3702 (1213 amino acids)
Biological process (GO): regulation of gene expression
Cellular component (GO): nucleus; super elongation complex
Source: RefSeq, a predicted model, not a curated record
GAUGUUCAGAGCGACAGUUGUCAACAGGCAAAAUGAGCUGACUUAAAUGGAAAGAUUGCAAUGGCAUCUACAGUCAACCAGAGCACCACCAAUGGCCUGUACAAUGAGGAGAGAAACUUGCUCCGCAUUCGCGAGAGAGAGAGACGGAACCAGGAGGCUCUGCAGGAGAGAGACACGUUCCCCGAAAACGCCCCCCUCUUUGCCGAACCUUACAAGACUAACAAAGAAGAUGAGCUGUCAAGCCGUAUCCAGAACAUGCUGGGCAAUUACGAGGAGGUCAAGGAGCUCAUCAGCACCAAAUCCCAUCAGGACCUGAUCGGGGUCCCGAAAAGCGUCGUUCCUCUGAUGCCCCAAGGCAGGCCCGAUCGCCCGUUCUUCCAUGACAAGACCAGCCAUACGUUAGCACCUCCAUUCCAGCCCGCAGCCCGCCCGCAGCCCAUGGGACCUCCAGCCGUAGCUCCUCCGCCUCCAAGCCACCUCGUUCCCUACCAAAAGCCACAAUCCCGGACGCAGCCGGCGCCAGGUUUGCACACCAAAGCUCCCAGCUUACCCAGUAGUCGAAGCCAAGGCCCAGAGCCCGGUCGUGGUGGCCAGGAGAGCCACGCCGGCCCUCGCCACAAGAGAAAUGACAGGCGGGUUGUCGGCGAGGCUCGUUCCGAGGAGCUGCAGGCCUCCCUGUCGGAGCUCUCUCCCUUGCUGUCAUCUCUGUCCUCUCCGGUGGCACCCCUGUCGCCUCUACAUUCCAGCCAGCGUAUCAAUUCCAGGCCACAGAAGAGCCACAGAAGUCACGGGCCGUCCUACAGCCAACCAAAAUCACCUCAGGAGCCAGGGCCAGGGGCCCAGGAGGGCGAGAGCCGGGAUGGCUCAGCCGUGAACCCGGCUGGGCCCGCUCAGCCUCCCUCCCAGGCCUUUCCCCCGCCUUUGCCGUCGAAAACCAGUGCGAUGCAGCAGAAACCUACUGCCUACGUGAGACCAAUGGAUGGCCAAGAUCAGGCACCCGUUGAAUCCCCGGAGCUCAAGCCUCUCGCGGAGGAAUUCCCCGGAGAAGCCUACGAGAAAAUCUCGGAGCUGAAGGCGAGCGCCAAGGCCAAGUUAUCCAAACUGAAAAUCCCUUCUGAGCCCAUUGAGCAAACCUUCCCCGGCGAUGUGCACUGCGUUGAAGAGAUCCUGAAGGAAAUGACCCACUCAUGGCCACCUCCUUUGACUGCGAUUCAUACACCGAGCACAGCAGAGCCCUGCAAAUUCCCGUUUCCCUCAAAGGAUUCCCAGCAUGUUGGAUCUGUAGCACAGAAUCAGAAACAGUAUGAUGCACCUUCAAAAACGUUGCCCAAUUCUCAACCGAGAACAUCAAUGCUCCAGGAUGACCUUCAGCUCAGUGAUAGUGAAGACAGUGGUGAUGACCAAGUUGUUGCAAAGCCGCCAGCUUCAUUUGCUCCUCCAAGGGCGCCGCCGUCGCAGCCGCAGAGCGUCGCCUCAGCACAUUCCAGCAGCGCCGCGUCGGGCAGCACCAGCGACUCGGACACCUCGUCGGACUCGGAGACGGAGAGCAGCUCCAGCGACAGCGAGGCCAACGACGGCGCGAGGCCGCCGGCGCCCGAGCCUGACCCUCCGACGUCCAACAAGUGGCAGCUCGACAACUGGCUAACGAAGGUGAACCCGCCGGCAGUGCCAACCGAGAGCCCCGGGGAACUCGGCCACACGGACGGACACGAGGAGAACAAGGAGCAGGGCAGGAGCAUCAGCAGCAACAGCUCCCACGAGCGGCCCGGUCCGAAGGAGCCUCAUCCCAAGAGCUCCAGCCGAGCGGGCCGGGCUCCUCAGGAUGCCCAUCUCGCGAGCAAGCGGAGCGGCCACAAGUCGCCCGCGCGAAGCGAGGAGCCCUCGCAGAGACACACGGUUGGGAUCAAAAGGCCCAGCAAGGUCCCUGCCCACGAGGGGCCCAAGGGAGGCCUGAAGGUGGAAAGCGAGCCGGCCCCGUACGAGGCGCAAGACCCGUCUUCCAGGGACAAGCCCAAAGUAAAGACGAAAGGGAGGCCCAGGUCCGGGGAUAAAAAAGAAUCGAAAGCGACGUCGCAGGAGCCCUCUGAGAACAGAAAGCACAAGGGCUCGCACCAGGCCAGCUCCAAGGGCUUCCUGGACCCCAAGCCCGUGAGAGACGCUCUGGCUGGCAGCACCCAAGAGCAUCUCCCUGUCAGCCCCCUCGCCCAAAGCCAGGGCACGCCGCCCAGGACUAGCGGCACUAAGGCCGCGGCCGUGGGCAGGGAGGAUUUCCACAGGGACAAGUUUCCCUUGCCGGUCAGGGAGAAGACGUUGUUAUCGCCCGUGAGGGACUUCCCGCUCCCGCACGCCCUCGUGGUGAAAAUUGAGCUCGCUCUCCUGUCCAGGAUUCCUCGGCCUCCCGGGAAAGGCAGUCGCCAGAGGAAAGCAGAGGCUAAAGAGCUCCUGGGCGCGAGGAGGCAGGAUUUGGAGAGAAAAAGCACGGACCCUCCUGACAAGUCCUUCAAAAAGCGGAAGAGAGAAAUGGAGAAGGAGAGCGAUAGGAAGAAGAUGAAAUCGGACAAAGAAACCAAAUCGUUGCAGUCUUCAACUCACAAAGACUCCAGCAAAUUGAAAGUAUCCAAAGCUUCACUGGACAUGCAGAGGAGAGAUGUCCUGCUGCCCCCGCCGCUGCCGCCCCCGGCUCCUGCACAUCCCGCCCCGAAGGCGCCCAAGGGGGCCCAGAAGCGACCCAGGAGCGAGAGCGACGAGCAGCCUGCCCCGGACAGCACUGCCAAGAACAAGAGCAGCCACAAGGAUCCCUUGUCCUCCAAGCACAGAAAAGUGGACAAGUAUCCGGAACAGCCUAAGAGCAACAAAGAAUCUGCAGGGGAUGUCACAAAUCCUUUCCCAGUGCCUUCUUUGCCAAAUGGUACCUCCCAGCCAAGGAGACCUCAAGUCAAGUUCGAGAAACAGCAUUCGAUAGAACAUUACAUUGAAGAAGCCAAGAGGCUGAAGCACAAAGCUGAUGCUAUGACCGACAAGGUUGGAAAGGCCUUUCAGUACCUGGAUGCUGCACUUGCCUUCAUUGAAUACGGGAUUGCCAUAGAAUCGGACACAGCAGCCCCCAAAUCUGCUUACAGCAUCUUUGCUGACACCAUGGAUCUCAUCAAAUUCAUAAUGACAUUGAAACCCUUUAUGGACUCCUCAGCAUCUUCACAGGAAAAGAUUUUUGCCGUGUUAUGCAUGCGCUGCCAGGCGGUUCUGCACAUGGCAAUGUUCCGAUACAAGAAAGACACGGCAGUGAAGUAUUCCAGGAUCCUCAAUGACCACUUCAAGAGUUCUUCCAGAGUAUCACAAGCACCUUCUCCGUGUGUUGCAAGGAGCUCCGGCACGCCGUCCCCGCUCUCUCCGAUGCCCUCUCCCGCCAGCUCCGGGGGCUCGCAGCCGGGAUCGAACGCCAGCGGCGGCAGCCUGGGCGCUGCCGUCAGCGUCCCCUCUAACAUCCCAGUCAUCACUUCCUCCUAUGUCAACAUCACUUCCUACGUCCUCUACGCGUAUGAUAUUUGGGAACACGCUGAUGCCCUGGCCAGGAGGAAUAAAGAUUUUUUUGAUGAGCUCAGCACAGCGGGGUGUGCUCUGGCCCUGAACAGCAGCCUGGCCGAACUGGUACACUACACUAGACAGGGUUUACAGUGGCUGAGACUGGAAACAAACACGCCUUAACUGGUGCUCAAGGUGGGGAAAAAUACCUUGAACUCUUUUGCACUUUGGAAGCCUCAGCGACGGUCCAGCUUGCUGAAUCAUUAGAUGCAAAGCACCUGCGAAGGAAAAGGAAUCGACACGGACGGGAUCUGGUUACACUGGAAAAAAAAGAAAUUGAACUGUGUUUUUUAGGGUGGCAUUCGGCCACCAUGAAAAACACGAGCUGGAGGAAGGCCUCGGAGCUGACGAUGCCUUCCUUUAAAACGACGAAGUGCAAUGAAUUGUCUUGAGUGACUCGAUGUUUUGACGGUCUACAAACAUUUCUAUUACAAAUAACCAGCAGGACAAAAAGCACCCACGAAGAAGUGCCGACGAGAAGGAAAUCUGCCUCCAGAAGUCGUUAUGCAACAGCCCGCGGCCUGCAGCAGUUGUGUGCCCGGAAGACGCCGGAGAGAAGGGGUUUUGCAGACACCGAUGCCACGCGUAGCGCCGGUCCCUCGUUCUCAGAGGGCAGAGCAGGGGGAGGACGAGGGCCCGUCGGCUUUAUGUGAAAACACCCCCGGCUGAGCUCUCGGCGUCGCCUGCUUUCCGCCUGCACCCUCGUGCGUUGGCCAGGCGCUCUGCAGAGGAGCGAGUGUCACCGCUGCCCUCAGUGCUCCGAGGUCACCCCCUUAGCUCCCCGGGACUGUGGUUUCCCUCCUCGCCCCGCGCGCGUGCCCACACCACAUGAACCAUUUCACUGAGGGUCUCCUUUAGCUUUAGCCUCCUAAGCCAAACGCGCUCGCAGCGGCGGAGCUGCCAGGUGAGGUGAGGGAAAGCCCUGGGUCCCUUGGGUGGGGGACACACUUCGCACCCAUCAAAGGCCGAUUUUUCCUCCUCUUCCUCCUCCUCCUCCUCCUCCCGCUGUUUGCAGUUUGGAGGAGGGCGGGCAGGGGGGACCGGGUGGAGGACACCCGCAAUGGGUCACUGUGAUAGCUGGGACACGACUGAGGGUGAAGAGCUUAAACCGGAAUUGCUUCUGCUUAGGAUGGGAGCAAGUUGCUAAAGGUGGAGCCUAAGGACAAAUUUUGCCUUCGGGUGUUGGCCAUCCCUGGUCUCGCUGAAUACUUAAAGGCAGGAUUGGGUUGUAAGGCAGGGCCUCCCUUGUAGGGGAGGCAACUCGUGUGUGCUCUUGCUCAGCGGAGCUCCAGGUUGGGCCCGGCGACUUGGGAACCCGCAAGGGAACCGGUAGCUGUUUGCAGGCAUUGCUUCCUUGGCGGCAGCUGCAGCUUGGAGAAGGUGGCUUUGCCCGAUGGCAAUAAGAGGCAGGAACGUGCGCGCAGCGCUGUUCAGCUCAGUAAGGCGGCACCCUUCUUUACCCAAAGAUUUCCUGUUGCAUUUACAACAGCGUUCUGCCAUCCUCAUAUCUACUAGUGUGCCUUAGCUCUCUGGUCUCCUCGGACAUCCCUCACCCCGUUUCUGCCAGGCCAGGGCGGCUGGUGAGGAGAAGGACGGUGUCACAAAGGCCUUGUGCUCACGUGGAAGCAGACGCUGCCCGUGCGCGAGCUCCCUCUUGCCCGGGCUUGGCGGCUGGAGGAGCGCGCGCGCUUCCGCACGGGCAGCACCCGCUUGGUGAGACGUUUGGUCACAAUUUUUAGGCCCGUGGAAACAGACGGCCAACCUCACCGAAAGGUCACAUUUCCAAAAAGUGUUUGCUCUGGGAAGGCCUCGCUGGCAAGAGCGCUUCGCUGUGCUCGGCAGCCCCGGCACUUCCCCGCACCGAGGGCUCUCCCUUUGGCGGCGAAGGGCCUGCGGGAUCCCAGGGGCAUCUUCUCAGCUCUGGAGCUGUCCUUCGACACGUUCACUUUAUUUAAAAGCCUUAGUGCAUUUCAGGGAUAAGCUAAUCCUAACCAGCGGAAGGAAAGUCUAUAUUCUCCCCCCCCACCCCAGUUUUACAUAAGAAACUUCUUCUUGGGAGGAGCGACUGCUUUGAGGAAAUGCAGGGCCAGAGGAUCGGUAUUAACUGUUUUAUUCUCAGGAAGUGUGGGAAUGGCAAACGAAAUUCAAGUUUUGAUGUGCACUUUGGAGCCGCUGGGCUGACGGUAAUGAGCUGGAACACAGCCCAGCGGGUUGAUGUCGUCUUCUGACUUAAAUAAGGCUAGUUUUAGGCUUGCCAGCUCAGGAGGAAGGAAGGUAGGAAGCUUUCUUGACCAUGGAAAUGGGCAGGAGAGUCUGCAAGAAGCGCAGCAGAGCACCGAGGGGAGCGGAAGGUGAAGUGGGGAGCCUCGUGGUCCGGGUGCCUGUGGUUUGCAUCUGUCCCCUUGCUGCCGGGUACGGUCCAGCCGCCUUGGCGUGGGCUGGGAACCAGACUGGGGCGGUUCCUGCAGCAACGUAGCUGGCGGUUCCUCUCGGGAACCUCCUUUCAAAAGCAAGGAAUGGGCUCUGGAAGCAGCUGCGAUAAGCUGCAAACCUUGAAGCUACCUUCUGUUUUAGUCCGUGGAAGAGACUGUGUAAAUAAUAGGGAAUUUUUUAAAAAAGCCAUGGUGUUAAAACCAUGAGCCAGGUGAGAAGCCCACAAAGGGUGAGGA